CACCGCCGUCAGCGGUCGGGAGGGCAUACGCUAGGGAGGGCCGCGGGCCGCCGCCAGUGCCGCGCCGGAGACGCCGCGAACGUCAGACGCGACCGGAGGCGCUCGGGAGGGCAGCGCCGCCGACGCCGCUGGAGACGGUCCGCGUCGGUGUGGCGACCUCGGGUCACGGGCGCCGAGGCGGAGAGCGCGCCGCAGCGACCGACGAGAGGGGACAGCGAAGGACGGGAGACCGCUGCCGCCCGUCGUCAGCUGUGUGGACUGGCGACAGUCGGUCGGCUUUCCUGCCGAGGACAUGAUGGGCAUGUGCCAGCGGAGGGAAGUCAUAUCAAGAUAGCGAAGAUUUCAAGUGAGAAACGUGCUCCGCACAUUCCAUUGCAGCUGACUGGUAUUGACGUCAUCGCAGAUAUGCUGCCCAGGGACGAGUCGACCGAGUCUAGCCGCUCGGACGACCAUGCGUCCGGCUCAUUCGCGGACGACAACAACAACUUCACCAAGAACAUAACGAUGACGUCCGAGGACCUGCUACAACCCGGCCACGUGGUCAAAGAGCGCUGGAAAGUGGUCAAGAAGAUCGGUGGCGGUGGCUUUGGCGAGAUUUACGAGGGCCUCGAUCUGGUCACCAAAGAGCAUGUAGCGCUAAAGUUAGAGUCGGCCAAGCAGCCGAAACAGGUGCUCAAAAUGGAGGUUGCCGUGCUGAAAAAGCUGCAAGGCAAGGACCACGUGUGUCGCUUCAUCGGCUGCGGCCGCAACGACCGCUUCAACUACGUGGUGAUGCAGCUGCAGGGGCGCAACCUGGCCGAGCUGCGGCGGGCGCAGCCGCGCGGCGCGUUCUCGCUCUCCACUACCCUGCGGCUGGGCCACCAGAUCCUGCACUCCAUCCAGGCUAUCCACGAGGCGGGCUUCCUGCACCGCGACGUUAAGCCGUCCAACUUCUCGACGGGCCGACACCCGCACAACUGCAAGAAGGUCUACAUGCUGGACUUCGGGCUGGCGCGCCAGUACACGAACGCGUACGGCGAGGUGCGCACGCCGCGCGCCGCCGCCGGCUUCCGCGGCACGGUCCGGUACGCGGCCAUCAACGCGCAUAAGAACAAGGAGAUGGGACGCCAGGACGACCUGUGGUCGCUCUUCUACAUGAUGGUUGAGUUCGUCAACGGCUCGCUGCCCUGGCGCAAGAUCAAGGACAAGGAGCAGGUGGGCAUCAUGAAGGAGGAGUACAACCACUACCAGCUGCUGAAGCACCUGCCGUCCGACUUCCGCCAGUUCCUGGAGCACAUUCAGUCGCUCGACUACUAUGACAAGCCCGACUACGCUAUGCUGUCGGGCCUGUUUGAGCGCUGUAUGAAGCGGCGGGGGGUCAAGGAGAGCGACGCGUUCGACUGGGAGAAGGCGGCGGCGGAGACCGCACCGGCCGGCGGCCCGGCCUCGACGCCGGCUAUCAUCAGCAAGCCGGCGGCCUCGUACCAGACGGACCUGGGCAGCGCCGCUUGCGACAACCAGGAGAACUACCGGCCGCCGACAGCCACCUCGGCACAGCAGCCGCGGCUCGCUACUGACACACGGGAGAAGGUGCUGGUGGACAACAACCGCAACGCCACCAAGGUGGGCGCCGGCGACGACCCGUCGCCGAAGAAGGCGCGUCCGGACCAGGAGGGCAACCCGCCGCGGCGGCCGGUGGCUAAGCUGCGGCUGAGCGCUCUGGAGGCGGCCGACGGCACGCAGGAGGUGCAGCCGGCGUCGCCGCGGGUCGCCGACGGACAGGAGGUGAGCGGCCGCAGCACGGAGGCGCGCACCGGCCGCCUGGACGUGUCGGUGCCGUCGACGCCGCAGCAGAGCGGCCCGGCCGGCUCCGAGGCGCCGCUCACUGGCACCGAGCGCGAGACGGGCCGCCGGGAGCGGCGCGACCACCGGCGCCGCUUCCACUCGGCCGGCAGCCGGAACCGGUCAGUCUCACGGCUCAGCCUGCACCGGGACGUGAGCGUGACGCAGUUCGCCGUGGCCGACGACGACAACGUGUCCCAGCAGGCCACCAAGGGCGGCGGAGGCAUGACGCUGGCCUCCCAGUGGAAGUCGGGCUUCGAUGACUCGGAGGCCGAGACGGACCACGAGGCCGCCGAGCAGGGACUGCAGAGUCCCGAGCACAGGAAACAGGCUGCAGAGGCGGCGUCAGGUGCCGGCCGGGCGGCGCGCUCGGCUGCCGGCGGCCCGCCACCGCCGCCCAACACGUUCUUCGUUCCGCUGCUGCUCAUCAAGUCGCGGCUCCGUUGCCAGGUGGGCGCCGCGCAGGCGUUGCCGCUCGAGUACCUCAACCUGGAGAUCGCCGCCGUGCCCGUGGACAGGAGCCGCGGCGAGGGCCUGCCGCGGUCAUGGUCCAACCCCCAGCUGUCGCCACACAUACGGGCCGGCCUGGAGCCGCCGCUGCUGCAGCAGGCCACCUUCGAUGACGUCGUUUACGAGGUGGACGUGGUGCGGAACGUGGCGGCGGUGGUAACCGCCGGCCGCGGGUCGCGUGGGGCUCCGGGGCGGACCGUGUCCAUGGAGUCGGACGUCAGUCCGCAGCACAUGCUGCCCGUCUCGGGCAAGCUGGAGAUCCGCGUGUUCGACAAGUCCGAGUCGCGGCGCUCGGAUUCGGCGCCGCCGCCGCCGCCGGCCGUGCCCGCCAUCGCGGUGACGAACAGCGUCGCCCGUCUGGAGGAGGUGCGCGCGCCGGCGCGCUCCUCCUCGCCGCGCCUGAAGAGCAUCCUGAAGAACAAGUCUGAGCGUAACCUGGCCGGCAAACUGGAGCAGGCGGAGCGGGCCGCCUCGGACGGCAAUAAGGGCGGCGAGUCGGCCGAGCCGCCGGCGCCGGCCGAGCCGCGCGCGCCGCCGCCGCGGCCAGCCGACGAGUCGAGCGCCUUCUACGACGCGGCCGACGAGAGCCGCGCGCGCCUGGCCACCUCGCGCAGCCGCUCGCGCAUCGACGAAAACGAGACGUCGCGCAACGAGAGUUUCGGCACGGCGGUGCCGCCCGGCGCGUCCGAGGCCGGCGACGAGCGCGACUACGAGACAGUCGGUUUCUCGUUCGCCACGGCGCGCGAGAGUCCGCGCACGGUGCGCCGCCGCAUCGGCGUCGUCACGCCGCCGCCCGAGUUCCAGAACGACCCACAUGACUCGCAGUCGACCACCGGCGAGGGCACAGCGCGCGCCGAGUCGCCGGGCCGCGGCCGGCGGCGCAGCGGCGGCGGCGCCGCCGAGCCGCCGCCACCGCCGCUCAGCGGCGCCGCCAAGCGCCACUCGCUGGAUAACCUGCUGGACGACCGCAAGAUCUCGGUGAUCAGCGUGCAGGAGCUGGGCGCCGUGCUGCGCGGCCAGCGCGCGCCGGCCGCGCGCGCCUUCCACAGCGACGACAGCCUGGUGGACGGCGGCGAGCCGGAGCGGCGCCGGCGCGCCCAGCUCAGCGCCGACGUGGACGCCGAGAGCGAGGCGUCAGAGCCGCCGCUCAUCACCAGGAGGCGUCACUCGGCGCGCGAGCUGCACUCGACCACGCCCACCACGACGAGCACGGCGUCGUCGGCGGCCGAGCCGGCGCCGCGCCCGGCGGCCGGGCGGCGCGGCCGCCUCAGCUCGUCGCCGGAGCCGCUGUCGGCGCCGCGCCGGCCGCAGCCGCAGCCGCAGCCGCCCUCGCUCUACGUGCAGCAGGUGCUGGGCGGCUACAGUCCGCGCCGCGAGCUGCACGCGCCGGCCGGCGCCCAGCGCUCCUCCUACAGCCCGGCGCCGAGCGGCGCCUAUUACGACUCGCCCCGGUACGACUCGCACCUGGGCGUCUCCAACUGGGGACUGCAGAAGUCCAGCUCGUCCUCGGCCUGCCACCAGGGUUACCACACCAUGCCGUCACGCAUCAGGCCACCGGUCACAGACUCGUACCGGUACCAGUCGCCGAGUCGGGACGACACGAGCCUAGACGGCUGCACGCCGGCGUUGCGCCGCCGCCGCCAGGGCGCCGACAAGUACGUGGCCGACGACGCCCAGCUGGGCUCGCGCUUCCAGCGGCGCCGCAACCGGCCGCGCGACGCCGUCUCCGUCCAGCCGGCCGUGCCGCCGCGCACCCGCCAGAGACGUCGGCGGUACCGGCCUGCCGCUGUGGACGAGGUCUCGCCGCUGAACCACGUACUGCCGCGCCACUGAGAGAGAUACGGGAACUCCGUCUUCCUCCGGCCGAUCACAGAUGUCGCCACCGCAGCACCCAUCGGCCACUCGACGGCUGGCCACCGAACUGAGGAAUCGCUACGCCCAUGAUAGAUGUCGUUAGUGAUGCCGACAUCGGCAAGAAACAUUGAGUUGACGCGACGCUUUUUUGAGGUGAUUUCUUACGAUGUGCAGGUGUUGAAUCUAGUCCCCGUUCAUUAGCGUUAGUCCUGCGUCUCACCUCCAGAUAUCUGGCGGAUAGAUGCAUAGACACCGUUACCCAGCUGUAGCUCGAGGGCUGCUGGUGCACUGGGUUACGGCUACCUCCGAUCGUCCCAUUUACCAGCAGUUUCUGGGAACGUUAUAUAUUAAUGUUGAUGUACCACCCGAAUGCUCUAUAUAAACAAUCCGCGUGCGUCCGUCUUAUAUAUACCUGCAUUGAAAGGCAACGCAUCUAUUUAUUGUGACGCUCACCGGACGACCGGCGGGCAAAUCAUGUGAUCGAGCCGUUGACGAAUGCCUACUUACGAGUGAGACUGGCGUCCUGUCACUGUGUUUUGAUUUGCUUGUGAGGCCCGCGGCCCGCGUGCUGACCGAGCCUGGCCGCGGGCACCGGAUCUCUGGCGGCGCGCGCGCGCGCGCGCGAACGAAGCUAGUCCCUGAUGUAGUCAGAGGGGUGGACGCGGGCUCGCGUUGUUGGCGCGGCCGGCGGCGGCCGGUGCCCCUCCGGCCGCCGCAUUCAUACUCAUUAGGUUGUCUUUCAAAUCGGC
This is a messenger RNA of Pollicipes pollicipes, 4934 nucleotides long. RefSeq lists its product as uncharacterized. Gene Ontology annotation, molecular function: ATP binding; protein kinase activity. The transcript is spliced from 23 exons. Gene Ontology annotation, biological process: protein phosphorylation. NCBI's taxonomy places the organism in Eukaryota, Metazoa, Arthropoda, Thecostraca, Pollicipedomorpha, Pollicipedidae. The record is from RefSeq and is a predicted model, not a curated record. Bases 406 to 4164 code for a protein of 1252 amino acids.